GGUAACUGGAGUCUAAACAAACACACCAAGUUAGUACGGGUUUUCAUAGAGCGUCUGCCAUUACCGUACCGAAUUGCUGUACGUCCAUGUAAUGGGUGAUACGUCUUCGAUAUGUGUAGCUGUUCGGGUCCGGCCGUUUACUGAAAGAGAAACUAGAAACUUAAUCUCGACCCCGUCGCAGCAGCACUUUCUUGGUGAUGGAUCUUUUUCAGCUGGAACUGUGAAUGAACAAAUUCCCGAGAGAGGAAUUCGAAGAGUCAUUAAGGUUUUGGACGAUAAUGUUCUAAUUUUCGACCCUCCAGACGAAAACCCUUCGUAUGGAGGUGCCCCAAAGGGCAUGCAGGUGUUUCGACGGCGUUAUAAAGAUAUACGUUACGCCUUUGACCGUUUGUUUGACGAUACAGCAACACAGGAAGAUGUGUAUCGAGGAACUGCACAACCACUAUUGCAAAGCAUUAUGGAGGGAAUUAAUGCGACGGUCUUUGCAUACGGAGCCACGGGAUGCGGAAAAACACACACAAUUAGUGGUCGUGUUGAUGAUCCGGGUAUUAUUUUUUUAACCAUGCGUGAUCUUUUUGAACGAAUGGAACAGUUGCGUUCAGAACGAACGAUAAAACUCGAGUUAACAUACUUGGAGAUUUACAAUGAAACUAUUCGCGAUUUGCUUGAUCCAGACAAUACAUCUACUUCACACAGGAAUUUAAAUUUACGUGAAAGCAGUGACCAUAGCAUAACCGUCCCCGGAUUAACCGUGUUCCAACCAACGAAUCUUGAUGCAAUCAUGGAUAUCAUUAUACAAGGAAAUGCAAACCGAACCAUGUCGGCGACCGAAGCGAAUGCCGUGUCUUCACGUUCGCAUGCUGUUCUUCAGAUUCAUCUGAAACAGACGUUGAAAAAUAACCCUAACCAAACUUUGCAUUCUACUUUGUCUGUAAUUGAUUUGGCUGGUUCAGAGCGUGCUAGUGCAACAAAAAAUCGUGGAGAACGGUUAAUUGAAGGUGCAAAUAUUAAUAGGUCGUUGCUUGCUCUGGGAAAUUGCAUUAAUGCUUUGUGCGAUCCACGGAGACGACAGCAUGUCCCAUAUCGCGAUUCGAAAUUGACUCGGCUUUUGAAGUUCAGUUUGGGUGGAAACUGUAAAACGGUUAUGAUAGUAUGUGUUUCACCAUCGUCUGAGCAUUACGAAGAAACCCAUAAUACACUUAAAUACGGAAACCGAGCCAAAAAUAUUAAGACGAAAACCACGCAGAAUGUAUUGAAUGUCGACCUACAUAUCAACCAAUAUGUAAGUGUUAUCCAAGACCUUCGACAGCGAGUCGCUUUUCUUCAUGAAAAAUUGGCUCAGAAAACGCAAAAUUCUGCUGCGAGUAAGGACUAUAUAAAAGCUAAAAUGUUCGAGACAAAGAUGAAAGAGGCUCGUUCGCUUUUAAAAAGUGCCUUUGAAGGUUCCCAAGGAUUACUGAGCGAUAUGAUGAAAAGUGUCCGGGAGCUCAGACGUCUGGAAGAUGAUAUAAAAUUAGUGAAGAUUUGGUUGGACGUUGCGGAUAAGGAGAAUACUUUCUCUAACGAGUACAUUAUGCUCGCGAAAGAUCAUUUAGAUUCUCUGUAUACACAACGUUCUGUCGUUACCUCCAACAUCAAUCCAGAGGAAAUUUGUAAAUCCUUCCAGAACAGUGUUUCACACAUUAUUGCAGCGUUUCGCGCUGAGGAUUGUACUAUGUAUGCUGACAUGCUUCAAGACGAAGUUGAUCUUCUCAAGUCUAUAGUCGAAAAUCAGAUACUUGACACUCAACAUGAGUCUGAGUUUUUGCCAAAAAUAACUCGAAGAGUACUUCGGAACAUGUUUUUAAUGUUUCCAGCAAUUGCUCAUGAUGAUGCCGAGGUAAAUGAAGAAUUAGCCUCUGCACUUGAUUCUAUCAUUGAAAUUACACCAACUACGAAAAACUUUCGUUCCAAAACUAGGACUCAAUACCAACAACAAGGUGCUUCGCCGCGCAUUGAAACCAUUCAGUCACCUCGUCGGUGGAAAGCUCGAUCGCCAACCAAAUCAUCCACCGUACUCAAACCUUUGAAAAAGCGAGUUAGAUUCAGUUCGGCUACUGUUCCUGCCUCGAAUGCUGUGUUAAUGCCUUCGUCUGACUUCUCACAUCCUCGUGCUAGUCUGGGACCACCACGGCUUGCCGCAAGUGCUCGAAGUCACCCGAGAACAAUGUUACCUCCGUCACCGUUAAGACCUCGUAAAAGCACUGGUGCAACAGCACUUCCUUCCGUUCAGAAGCUUCCUGUUUUCAAACCACUUGAUUCGUCCGUCCGGCGUAAAUCUCUGACUGCUUUGCCUCUAACGCGUUCGGUGUCUUCUUCAUCGACAAGCCAGCAAAGGUUGUCCUUAGGCAGCGGAUUGUCCACAGCCUCUUCUGCUCCUCAGCCAAAGGAGUAAUCUCUCCUGCGGUGUAGGUAAUUCAGUUUUGUCUUAUUCAUGACCUUUGUCUAUUUAUGAUGAACGCUUUCGCAGCGUUGAUUUUAAUGAGUACCCAUUAUGAUGCAUUCCCUAAACCUUUCGUCUAUAAUAACAUUCCUUUGACUGGUUCAUUAGUUAUUUGUGAUACUCUUGAAUAUGAUUUUGUUUAAUUUUAUGCAAAUACUUUUUUCUCGUAUA
Molecule: messenger RNA, 2653 nt
Organism: Schizosaccharomyces japonicus yFS275
Lineage: Eukaryota; Fungi; Ascomycota; Schizosaccharomycetes; Schizosaccharomycetales; Schizosaccharomycetaceae
Product: kinesin-like protein Klp6
Exons: 2
Coding region: 92-2434 (780 amino acids)
Biological process (GO): microtubule depolymerization; mitotic sister chromatid biorientation; regulation of mitotic sister chromatid segregation
Cellular component (GO): cortical microtubule; mitotic spindle midzone; mitotic spindle
Molecular function (GO): microtubule motor activity; ATP binding; nucleotide binding
Source: RefSeq, a predicted model, not a curated record